This is a messenger RNA of Nakaseomyces glabratus, 1167 nucleotides long. It is a transcript of the gene HAT1, whose product is annotated as histone acetyltransferase catalytic subunit HAT1. Gene Ontology annotation, biological process: subtelomeric heterochromatin formation. Gene Ontology annotation, cellular component: nucleus. The record is from RefSeq and is a predicted model, not a curated record. Gene Ontology annotation, molecular function: histone H4 acetyltransferase activity; histone binding. Lineage: Eukaryota; Fungi; Ascomycota; Saccharomycetes; Saccharomycetales; Saccharomycetaceae.
AUGUCAAUUGAUGAUUUCAAGCCUGAAAAGUGGACGAUAUCUUCAAAUGAAGCUUUGAAGUUGUCGCUAGUUUCUGAGGAUAACGCGAUACAGUUCUCGCCAACCUUUACCUAUCCUAUAUUUGGCACGGAAGAACAAAUAUUUGGCUAUAAGGACUUAGUUAUUCAUCUAGCAUUCGAUGCUAUCACAUUCAAACCAUUUUUGAAUGUGAAGUUUUCAUCUAAGUUCGAGGGAAGUGAAGAAGAGUUAGUUAACAUAAAAGAGAAGCUAUUGGAAUAUUUACCGAUUGACGAUACCAUUUAUAAGGAUGAAGAGAAAUGGAUUGACUCUUUUAAGAAGGAACAGGAAUCUAUAGAGGCCUACAAAAAUGACCAAAAUAUUGAUGAGUAUAAAAUCGACAACGCUGACUUUGAGAUUUACAAAGUAAACUUACAAGACCCCAAAAUGAAAAGAUUUCACAGGAGAAUUCAAAUAUUUUCCUUACUUUUCAUUGAAGCAGCUUCAUAUAUUGAUGAAGAUGAUCCAAAAUGGGAAAUAUUUAUAGUACAGACCAAGAAAGACAAAAAGUUUGUUGGUUAUGCCACCGCAUACAAUUACUGGUACUACCCUGGUGCUAAUAAUUUUGAUAGCGAGAGUAAAUACCGCUACAGAGGCAAAAUUUCACAAUUUCUAAUUUUACCACCAUAUCAAGGUAGGGGUCAUGGUUCACAUCUGUAUAACAGCAUUGUAAAAAAUUGGCGAAACGAUUCCUCAAUUUUGGAAAUCGUUGUCGAAGACCCAAAUGAAAGUUUCGAUGACUUAAGAGAUGUUAAUGACCUUGAAAUGUUAUAUAAAGAUGGAUUCUUCAACAAACUACCACAAGAGAGGCCAAUCCCUAAUGCAUGGAUAGAAUCUACGAGAUUAAAAUAUAAAAUAGAAAAGCGACAAUUCAGUAGGCUACUUGAAAUGAUAUUGCUAUCAACUGGUUCAAAUAAUUUUGAGUACCAAGUCAAACAGAGACUGCUGAUAAAAAAUAAAGAUGGAUUGGAAGGUAUGGAAGUUUCUGAUAUCAAGGAUGCCUUAAAUAAAUCCUUUGAGUCACUGCGUGAGGAUUAUGAUCGCAUUCUUGGUAAAUGUCAAUUUUCCAACGACGCGGAUGGACCAUCAAAAAAGAAAAUAAAGACUUGA